AUGAGGGAACUAGGAGUAAACUCCAGUGGGCUUGAUGUUAACGGCAACUGUGAGAUCCAUGACGGCUUCCUGUCUCCUGCCUUACCCAUUCUCAACUUAAUAAUCUUCUUCUUCGGCCUGGUCAGCAACACCAUGACCAUAUUUGUGUUCUUCCUGAGGAAGCACUCCGACUCGUCCAUGGCUGUGUACAUGAGACACCUGGCCAUAGCUGACUUCCUGUUGGUGCUGUGUCUGCCCCUGCGGGUCUACUACCACAACAGCCAGAGCCCCUUCUACCUCUGCAAGGUGCUGGGCAUCUUCUUCUACGUCAACAUGUACGCCAGCAUCCUGUUCCUCAGCCUGAUCAGUCUGGACCGCUACCUGAAAAUCAUUAAGCCUGUGUGGGUCCUGAGAUUCCACUGGGUGCGGUGGAGCCACCGGGCGUCCUUCUUGGUGUGUGAAGGUCUGAUUCUGGGCAUGUCUCUGUUCUUCCUCAGGAAGACAGGAUCUGCUGACAGGAUCUGCUUCCACUUCCACCACAAAGGUCUCCUGGGGGGCGUGGCCAACCUCACUGUGGUGGCCUUCUUCUGUGCCACCUUCCUCCUCUUCCUCUGCUUCUAUGCCAGGAUAACCACCAAGCUGAGGACCAUGUCCCUAGGCAACCGGGACCCCAAGGCCCAGCGGAGGAAGAGCAGGGUGGUCUGGAAGACUUUUGUGGUGCCGGUGAUCUUCACGCUGUGCUUCCUGCCAUACCACCUGGUGCGAGUGACCUAUGUGCUGGCCAAAAUGGAUCUGAUACAGGCCCUGGACAGUAAGAAGAUUCUCCACAUCCUCAACGAGCUCACUCUGCUCCUAUCUGCACUCAACAGCUGUCUGGACCCCAUCAUCUACUACUUCCUGUCUUGCACCUAUAGGAGGACCAUCCUGUGUGCCCUGCAGGGGCAGCUCAAGACCAUGUACGCUGUUAACUGCAGAUGCAUCAGUAUUAACCAACCUAUUACAGAGAUAUAG
Coregonus clupeaformis (lake whitefish) is the source of this 990-nucleotide messenger RNA. Its product is annotated as probable G-protein coupled receptor 34. The transcript has a single exon. Gene Ontology annotation, biological process: G protein-coupled receptor signaling pathway. The record is from RefSeq and is a predicted model, not a curated record. NCBI's taxonomy places the organism in Eukaryota, Metazoa, Chordata, Actinopteri, Salmoniformes, Salmonidae. Gene Ontology annotation, cellular component: membrane. Bases 1 to 990 code for a protein of 329 amino acids. Gene Ontology annotation, molecular function: G protein-coupled purinergic nucleotide receptor activity.